Paracoccidioides lutzii Pb01 is the source of this 819-nucleotide messenger RNA. RefSeq lists its product as hypothetical. Gene Ontology annotation, molecular function: protein heterodimerization activity. The transcript has 2 exons. The coding region runs from base 1 to 819 and encodes 272 amino acids. Gene Ontology annotation, biological process: RNA polymerase II preinitiation complex assembly; transcription by RNA polymerase II. The record is from RefSeq and is a predicted model, not a curated record. Gene Ontology annotation, cellular component: transcription factor TFIID complex.
AUGGAUCAUCCUCCGGGGGAACGACAAAGCAUCGUAGUCGGUGAUUUCCACUAUUUUGUGAAGAAUGCUCCUCAUCGCCAGAAUUACUAUGAACUUGAGCACGCAUUGAAUUCGGCGGACUUGGCGAAUGCGCUAGCUGGUGAAAAGAAAGGCACUCCUCCACCCAAGACGAAGGCAGAUGACAAACCUCAUGCAGCGGACGAGAAUACAACCAACUAUCUAGCCCGUCGCAAAGCGAGAAAGUUGACUACCGGCAUGGCUGAACCGCGAGUUAGACUUACUCGACAUCAGGGCCAGCUGAAUUUUGGGAAUGAGUUACGCCACCUUCUACACGCCUAUGGCGACCCAUCCCCACACCCCUCUUACCCUCAGGAACCCCUCCCCGAAACCCUCCGCGUCCUCGACGAGAUCGUUACAGACUUCAUAAUCGAAACCUGCCACUCCGCUGCCCAGUGCGCCACCUACUCGCGCCGCCAGAAGAUCAAAGUCGAUGACUUCCGCUUCGCCCUGCGCCGUGACCCGGUCAAACUAGGCCGUGUGCAGGAGCUGUUCCGCAUCGAGCGUGAACUCAAGGAGGCGAGGAGGGCGUUUGAUCAGAACGAUGACCAGGUUGCGGCUAGUGGGAAGAAGGGGUUAGAGGAGUUGGCGGAAUCAGUUGUUGAGGGUGGGGAUGGGUCUUCUGCUGCGGCUGCGGGGGCGAAGAAAGGGAAGGGCAAGGCUUCGUCUGUUUCGGUUGCGGGGAAGAGGGCAGUUGAUACAGCUUCCGAGGGGGUUGUUGCGAAGAAGAGAAAGAGUGUUGCUGGUGGUUCUGUUACUUGA